AUGAUAAUGGAUGAAACAGAGGAGUACUUCUUGGGUUGGAGUCCUUCCUCAGAAAAGAUUGCUAAGUCUUACCAGGUGGCCGCUGCUAGAAGAUAUUUAGACAGUAUUGCUAAUUAUUCAUCGUUCACGAAAUCAGAUGUGGCGACACCUCGUACAAAAAGCUCUUCAAGGGUUGUAAAAAGAUUAAGAUUCGAAAGCGAUGACGAUGAUGAUGAUCACUCCAACAGGAACAAGAUUGGUAGACAAAUGGUUCUUGAUCACGGUCCAAACCCACCACCCUCUUUGCCUAUUGAAUUCCAGGAUCGUAUUCGAGACAUGGGUGGUUCGCCAGAGACAAUUGUAUUGGUGAUACAAAAGGCACUGUACUGGACUGACGUAAACGACGCUCAGAAUCGACUCUCUAUUCCACAGAGCCAAAUCAGGACCGAGUUUCUUGAGGACGAUGAGAGAGAGACCUUGAAAGGGCGUAAUGGAGACAAUAACGUGGCUGCUAUGGAGGUGAGGUUGAUUGACCCAUUACUUCAGGUGUGCACUGUAAGCUUGAGGAGGUGGGAGAUGAAGAAGAAACGAGGAGGUUCUAGCCCCUUGUAUGUGUUGAACGGACCGUCAUGGAAAACGAUGAAGAGCAGUAAUGGUCUUGAACUAGGGUUGGUUAUUCAACUGUGGUCGUUCCGAGUAGGUGGAGAACCGUGCUUUGCUCUCGUUAAGCUACCAGGAGGAGAAGAAGACGGUGGCAAUGUCGGCGCCGGAAGUAGUCCAAGUAACAGCAAUGGUGCUGGCAGUUGCAACGACGGAAGCAGUCCAACCAACAGCAAUGGUGGUGGACCGGGAGAUAGUGACGGGGACCAAAGCAGUCUAAGCAACAGCAAUAGCGGUGGUAGUAACAGCGACCGAAACAGUCGAACCAACAUACGGUGGUGGUGA
Molecule: messenger RNA, 924 nt
Organism: Ilex paraguariensis (yerba mate)
Lineage: Eukaryota; Viridiplantae; Streptophyta; Magnoliopsida; Aquifoliales; Aquifoliaceae
Source: the annotation of a GenBank genome assembly